UCAGCCUCUGCUGACACGAAUUUUCGAGGCGACCCGCUGCGAUGAUGCUGGAAACAUCUUGAGACUCGACGUUUAAUGUUAUCUUCCUCAUGGCGACGCGGAUGUGCUCGAUGUACAUACGAACCCACUACCACACAAGUCUCAUGAACCGACACCUCCAUUAUCUGCUUGCGUGAACCCUUCAUACGUUCUUCCUAGCCCGUCGACACCGUAGUGCCGCCGUCGAUCUUAUCUCGCGUCUUAUCCGGUCGUUGCUGGAUGCAUCCGAUCAUCUCACCCGCUCGAUCUUGCGCCAGCAGUGUAACUUGAGGGCCUCAUGCCAAACCGCAUACGACGAGCGCAUACAAAGUCCAGAUUCGGAUGUCAGCAAUGUAAGAAGAGGCGAAUAAAGUGCGACUUCAAGCAUCCUUCUUGCGGAACAUGUGUGAAGAAAGGGGAGACGUGUAGUUUCCUCCAAACUGCGCCUCCUAAACAUCUCAAAAUUACAUUCGCAGAUAGUGAGCAUUGCACCGUUACAGUACCUCGGCGACAUGACACCAGCUCUCCAGAUGAGCGAGAUCUCCUCCCACUACACGCCCGACUUCAAGACCCAUGGAAAUUCAGCCAAGGAGCAUCCCCUUUCUCGCUACAAAACGUACUUUCCCAUUACACACACACCACCAGUCUUACAAUCGAAAACGGCGACCGAGAGACAGCUGUCUGGCAGCUUGGCAUCCCUCAAAUUGCUGCGGGCUAUAAGUUCCUCACGCAUUGCGUCCUCUCAGUCACGUCGCUACACAUUGCAUAUCUUUCCAGACCGGAAGAACAGCCCAAGCAGUUCAAUCACUGGAACGCUGUAGCCGCUUUUCAGAUGAACCAAGCGCUUGCGGGUUAUCGUCACGCGAUUGAGAAGGUCACUCGAAAUAAUGUCGCUGCUGUGUUUGCAAGCUCAGCGUUGACUGCCGUUUACUUUGUCCGAACCUCGGUCCUGAAUUUCGGAGACUUAGAAGCCGCCUUCCCUCUGAGUGCUGCUCAUACAUCUGAGAUGGCUGGCAAAAUGAUAUCUUGUAUCGUUAGAACAAUGUGGGGACUUAGGGGACCACUAGAGGUUCUUAUGAAAGGUUGGACCUGGAUAGCUGACAGCAGUAUACAACCCGUGGCAUCAAGGAAAGGAUGGCCAAAGAUGCGCAAGCCAGCAUCACCUCUUGCUCGCGAUGAAGAUGAAAGAUUACGGCGUAUCAAGGACUUGUGGCUCCAAACAGACCGGCAGUAUGGUCCCCAUUCGCAGUACCUUAGCCAAGCCUUGGAUCAACUUCGCGAAACAUACGCUCUCAACUCACAACUCCUUCAGCUGGGAGCUUCCAAAGAUUGUCAUGGAACUAGUGUUCUGCUCGAUCGCGAUGCGAUGUUCUCAUGGGUCACGCGUGUUGCUCGUGAAUACAUUCAGCUCGUCGAAGCCCAAGACCGCGAUGCGCUGGUAAUUCUAGCGCACUUCGCCGUAUUGCUUAUCCGGACAAAUACGGUAUGGUGGCUUGAGGGCCUAGGUACAAACUUUGUAAGGGCUAUCGCGGUAGCGUUGGGAUCAGAGCACCGUAAGUUGAUCGAAUGGCCAGCACAUCAUGCUGGUAUAAGUCUGUCAUAGUAUGGAUCUAUACAGAACACUUUCGAUGCCAUUGUGGCCUCUACGAACCACAGCCAUGCGGUUUACUUUCUCUCACCAUGUAAAAAACUAUACUAGUCAUGUUCACUUUGACUCCAAACAUAAGGAAGGGGCAAAUUGAAAGGUAGCGCUCGGAUCUGUUGCACUAGGAUUCUUCUCAUAUACUCUGAGCUCAUGUGCAACAAUAAUGACAAGGGGAACAAAGAGCGACUAGCUGGGCAUAUAAGCAUAGCUUCAUGAGAUAAACCUGACGUAGAUCGAACAAAAUCUCCCCAUCCUAGAGCUGCCUUGUUCAAGGUCAUUUGUUGCAAUCAUGGCUCGGCGAAUUGCUCGUUCCCCAAGUCUUUGAAGAUGUGCC
Alternaria alternata is the source of this 1997-nucleotide messenger RNA. RefSeq lists its product as hypothetical. Gene Ontology annotation, molecular function: zinc ion binding; DNA-binding transcription factor activity, RNA polymerase II-specific. The transcript is spliced from 3 exons. The record is from RefSeq and is a predicted model, not a curated record. Gene Ontology annotation, biological process: regulation of transcription by RNA polymerase II. The coding region runs from base 317 to 1621 and encodes 434 amino acids. Lineage: Eukaryota; Fungi; Ascomycota; Dothideomycetes; Pleosporales; Pleosporaceae.